This is a messenger RNA of Pistacia vera, 5556 nucleotides long. RefSeq lists its product as uncharacterized. NCBI's taxonomy places the organism in Eukaryota, Viridiplantae, Streptophyta, Magnoliopsida, Sapindales, Anacardiaceae. The transcript has 10 exons. The record is from RefSeq and is a predicted model, not a curated record. The coding region runs from base 1 to 5556 and encodes 1851 amino acids. Gene Ontology annotation, molecular function: ADP binding.
AUGGCUGCUGAACUAGGUAGCGCUGCAGUUUCUGGCAUUGCAUCAAAAGCUGUAGAAUCAGCGUUUGAUUCCAUUGGACAGCAUAUAUCUUAUUUGUUCAAGUACCAGAGCUACAUCGAUGAUCUCAAGAAUCAAGUUGAGGAUCUGGGAAAUGCAAGAGAGAGGGUGGAACAUCAAGUUGAUGAAGCUAGAAGACGAGGGGAAGUGGUUGAAAAGGAUGUGGAGCAAUGGCUGAAAAGAGUAAAUGAGUUCACUGAAGGGGUUGUAAAACCCAUAAUUGGUGAUGAAGAUAAAGCAAAGAAGCAUUGUUUUAUAGGGUUGUGUCCUAAUUUGAUUCAGCGUUACAUGCUCGGCAAGAAGGCAGGGAAAGCGUUACCAGGUGGUGCUGAUCUGUCGGGAAAGGGGAACUUCAGUAGUGUUUCCUACCGUCCUGCAAUACAGAGGACAGAAUCUGUUUAUAUUAAAGGCUAUGAGGCCUUUGAUUCUAGGAUGCUAGUUUUGCAAGAAAUUAUGGAAGCAUUGAAGGAUGCUAAUGUUAGCAAGGUUGGUGUGUAUGGGAUGGCUGGAGUGGGCAAAACUACACUGGUGAAAAAAGUAGCUUGGCAAGCCAAGGAAGAUAAGCUAUUUGAUGAGGUGGUCAUGACUACGGUAACACAAACACCAGACUUUAAGAAAAUCCAAGAAGAAAUUGCUGAUCAAUUAGGCCUAACAUUCCUUGAGCAGACUGUAUUCGGAAGAUCUCUUCGAUUACGUGACAGGUUAAACAGAGAGAAGAGGAUUCUAGUAAUAUUAGAUGAUAUAUGGGCUAAACUUGAUUUGGAUGCGGUGGGAAUUCCUUAUGGAGAUAUUCACGAGGGAAUCGGCCAAGAAAAAGAAGUUUGGAAAGGCAGAAAAGAUGAUGAGAGGCGAUACAAGAUAUUGCUCACGUCUAGAGAUCAACACGUAUUAUGCAAUCAUAUGAAUAUUCAAAAAAACUUCUUGGUUGAUCUUUUAUCAGAGGAAGAAGCAUGGUAUUUAUUUCAAAAGAUCGUGGGUGAUUCUGUUGAAACCUUUGAUAUUCGACCUAUAGCAGUAGAAGUGGUUGGGAAAUGUGCACGUUUGCCGAUCGCUAUUGAAACAGUAGCAAAGGCUCUAAAAAGUAAGAGUCUUCCAGUUUGGGAGGAUGCCUUGGGUCAACUAACAAGGUCUAAUCCCAGACAAAUUGAAGGAAUGGCUGAAAGCGUGUGUUCUAUUAUAGAACUCAGCUACAAUUUUUUGAGAAGUGAGGAAAAAUCACUAUUUCUUCUUUGCGGUUUGUUGAAUACAAGUUGUGGUAUAGUCAUUAGUGACUUAUUAAAAUAUAGUAUGGGUUUGGAUUUGUUUCGAGGUGUUUAUACCCUUGAAGAUGGAAGAAAUAGAUUGCUUACGUUGAUCCAUAAUCUCAAAGCUUCGUCUUUGUUGUUGGAUGGUAUCACCAAUUAUUCCGUUAAAAUGCAUGACAUCAUUAAUGCUGUUGUUAUAUCAAUUGCAUCCUCAGAUGAGUUUAUGUUUAAUAUUAAAAAUGUUGGUGAUUUGAAAGACGUACUGGAGCAAAAAAUACCCAAAACUUCAACUGCUAUAACUUUGCCUUAUGGAGAUAUUGGCGAUGAGCUUCCGCAUAGUUUGGAAUAUCCGAAACUCAAGUUCUUUCUUCUAUUCAGCCAAAAUCACUCUCUGCAUAUCCCAGACCUCUUAUUCCAAGGGAUGAAAGAACUUGAAGUUUUGGAUUUGACUGGAAUUCAUCUCCUGUCACCACCUUCCUCACUCCGCUGCCUAAAGAACCUUCAAACACUGUGUUUGGAUAACUGCCUACUAGAAGAUAUAGCAAUAGUUGGAGAGCUUAAGAAAUUAAAAAUUCUUAGCCUGCUGCGCUCUGACAUAAAAAAGUUACCUGGAGAAAUAGGACAAUUGACUCGGUUGAAGAUGCUGGAUUUGAGCGAGUGCUCAAACUUGAAAGUAAUUCCACCAAAUGUCAUUUCAAGCUUGUGCCGAUUAGAUGAACUAUAUAUGGGCAAUAGCUUCCUUCAUUGGGAGAUUGAAGGACUAAUCAACAAUCAAGAACAAAAGAAUGCUAGUGUUCUUGAGUUGAAGCAAUUGUCUUGUCUUACCACUCUAGAGAUACACCUUCAUGAUCUCCAGAUUAUACCACAAGACUUGUUUUCAGAGAAGUUGAAAAGAUAUAGAAUACUUAUAGGAGAUGUGUGGGAUUGGAGAUGGUCUGCUACUUAUGGUGAAACCACGAGAAUGUUGAAAAUCAAGCUCAACAACAGUAUUUCCUUGAUCCAUCGAGUAGAAAUUUUGUUGAAGAAAACUGAAGAACUCCAUUUAGAAUUGAAUGGUGUUAAAAAUGCUAUUGAUGAACUUGAUGAGGAUGGUUUUGCACAAUUAAAGCAUCUUCAUGUGCAAAAUGGUCAUGAGCUCUUGUAUAUUUUAAACUUUGUUCCUAGCAAAACUGUCUUCCCUAUGCUAGAGUCAUUAUCUCUUCAUAAUUUGAUUAAAUUAGAGAAGAUAUGUCAUGGCGAACUCUAUGCGGAGUCUUUCAGCAAACUAAGAAUUUUGAAGGUUGAAAAAUGUGAUAUGUUGGAGCAUCUCUUCUCGUUCUCCGAGGACAUAAAGUUUUCGCAGCUUCAAGAAAUUGAAGUCAUUGAUUGUAAGAACCUAAAGGAGAUUUUUGGUGAAGAGAGUGUAGACUUAGUGGUUGAAAACGAAAGGAAUGGUAAGUUUGAGUUCACUCAAUUACGUUCCCUAGUACUACAAUGCCUACCACAAUUCAUAAGUUUUGGCGUGAAGGUUGUUUUGCCAAGAUUGGAGAACUUGAAACUGUCCUCAAUUAAAAUUGAAGAUAUAUGGCUUGAUCAACCUCAACCAAUGUCUUCCUCUUUUCAAUGCUUAAAAAGCUUAACUGUGGAAGAGUGUAAUGGUUUGAAAUUUCUGUUUUCAUCCUCCAUGGUCAAAAGUUUUAUGCAAAUCCAAAAGCUAGUGAUAUGCAAUUGUAAGUCAAUGGAAACAGUGAUAGUGGACUCAGAAGAAUUAGAAGUACAAGAUAAAGUAAUUGAUAUGAGUUUUCCUAAAUUGUUUGACCUAAAGCUUGAGGGUCUUCCAAAACUCACAAGAUUUGGCAGCGGAAAUUCAAUUGAAUUUCCCUCCUUGAUUAAACUUCACAUUGAGAGUUGCUCUAAUUUGAAGACAUUCUUCCCCAAUUUUUCUGGUGUAGACAUGUUAAGAAAAGAACCUGAAGAAGUGAACUUGGAGGACCAUAUUAUUGAUGGAAAUGCCCUUUUUGACGAAAAGGUUGCUUUUCCAAGUUCGCAGGAGAUGAUACUCUCACACUUAGAUAACUUACAGUUGAUAUGGCACAACCAACCCCAUGGAUAUUCCUUUUGCAAAUUAAAAGAAGUGAGACUUGAAUUCUGUGAAAAAUUGAUGACUAUUGUCCCAUCAAAUUCUACUCAAGGACUUCUUACCUUUCACAAUCUAGAAAAGUUAAUUCUUAGAAGAUGUUGGAAUAUGAAAAGUCUAUUUCCAAUUUCCAUAGCUACUGGUCUUUUGCAACUUAAAGAGCUUAUGAUGAUCUCUUGUGGGUUGGAGGAAAUUGUUACCAAGGAGGAAGUAGAUGGGACCCCCAUAUUUUUGUUUCCUCAAUUAACCAUCCUCCAACUUGACAAUUUACCAAAUCUCAAAGCUUUCUACAUGGGAUUGCAUACAAUAGAGUGGCCAAUACUAAAGGAAUUGUAUGUGUGCAAUUGUGAGAGAAUAAAGGUAUAUGCUUCAGAUGGAGAGAACCAACCUGCCCUGUUUUCAUUUGAAAAGGUGAUACCCAAUUUGGAAAUAUUGGGUUUAAAUGCCGAAAUCAAUACAUCUAGAUGCCUUGAUCGUAUUCCAACUAGAAGCUUUCGGAAACUUAAAUUUCUUUUACUGGUUGAACUUGAUAAGAAAUCAAUAGCAUUUUGGUUUAGUGUUCUUAAAAAAUUGGACCAUCUGGAUUCACUCUAUCUAUAUGAUAGUACUUUACAAGAACUAUUCCCAUAUGAAGGAUUUUUAUGGAAACAAGAUUCUCAAGUUGGUUUCCCCAACUUAGAACAUCUAAAGCUCUCUGAAUUCCCUACAUUAGAAGAAAGAUUUUGGAAUGCCAAAGUUCCUACCAGGUUAUUCUACAGUUUAAAGUUGUUGGUUUUGGACAUAUGUUUGGACACAUCAAGUGCUGUUCCGUUCGAUGUGUUAUGCAACUUAAAAAAUCUUGAAAUAUUGGAAAUAAGAAGUUGUAAUUCACUGAGAGAAGUGUUUGAUAUGGAAGGAAAACUAAAUGCUGAUAGACAUACCUUGAAGAAAACUCAUCAAGAAGUGUUGGACUUCAACAACCUGAAAUCGCUUAAAGUUCACAAUUGUUGCAACUUGAGAUAUAUAUUUACUGCAUCUAUCAUUUUGCGUCUUGCUCAACUUAGAGAUAUGGAAGUAAAAAACUGUGCUUUGAUAGAAGAAAUCAUAUUGAAAGAAGAAGAAAAGGAAUUGGACAUUGACAAAAUUAUGAUACCCCAAUUGAACUCCAUUAUUCUUGAGUCAUUGCCUAACUUGACAAGCUUCUAUUCAGGAAUGAAUACUUUGGAAUGUCCUGCCUUGAAAGCUAUUACAAUAACCAAAUGUCCAGAGAUUGAGACAUUUAUUUUCACUGAUAAGAAGCACCAAUCUGACCACAUUGCUCCUCUUUUCAAUGAGAAGGUCAUGCCCAAGUUGGAAUCAUUGUGUUUAGAUGACUUGAGACUAAUAUGUCACAAGACUCACAACCAUAUUCCAUAUGAGGGAUUCUGCAAACUAAAAGAACUUCUGCUGGCUGAGUUAGAUGAUGAAUCAAUUCCAUUUUUCUAUGGCUUCCUCAAAAGUCACCGGCGGUAUUUGUAUUUCAAGCGGAAUCCAGCUCAAGCGGCACUGGUGUUUCUAUCGAACGACGUCACAAGCCACAGGGCCUCCGUCACCGGCGGCACUCAUUCUAGCACUCUCGGUCACAAGCGGCAGGAUGAUGAUAUACAGCAAAUGGACAAGAUCAAAAUGGAAGUGGGAGGCAAAGCGGCUAAGAUUGUUUUGGUGUUUCAGCAGGAAGACUAUCCCCACAGAGGUCUAACCAUUCAAGUGUGCUCCAAAUGUUGUUUUGAUUUUGGUGAGGAUGAUGAGGGUUCAAGUAGUCCUAGGUCAGUUUCUAUUAAGACCAAGAAACUGGAAGGAGUGAGAGAGGGAAUUCAGGGCAAACUAGCUCUUUACCAUGUAAUCCCAUUUCUGAGAACAAAAAAUAUCUGCUUUUUGAUCUGGAAUGAUGAAAUUCUGGAGUACGUUGCAGAAUUGGAUUUCAAAAGUUAUGUGUGGUUGAAGAUUUUAGCUGGACUCCUACAGUUGCAAAAGGUUUCUUCACAGCUUCAUGAAAUUUUUCAAGUGGUGUUGGUGCUGAAGCCUUUUUCAAAGGCUAUGAUUUGCAAGCCUGUAGGAAUUGUUUGUAGUUUUUUGCUAAUAUUUCAUGUUACUGAUGUGGAGGCUAAAAGGAAGUUUUGA